CAAGUUGGGGCAUGCCUGUGAGGCAAGUGGGUUUUUUCUACCUCCUACGCUACCAGUUCCUCAAACUAAAACGCCUUUCUUUCGCUGAAAAUCAAGUAGCACCUAACACCAGCUGGCGUGUUUGUCGUGCAGUCACAGUCGCUUCUAGGUGCGUAGCAAUAGUGUGCAAUGUGAACAAAUUGACAAUGUUUGCCGGCAAUAUUUCUUAUUAGAAAAAUAUGACGCGCAUAAUACCACGCCCACCUGUAGUCCUGUGGCAUCUGACAAAGUCCGAAGAAAAGAAGACAGGGGGGUAGGGAGACAGUGCAAGGGAGAGAGAGAAGGGGGAGGAGUAGCAGCGUUUCAAGUCAGGACUUAUCAAAUCUUGAUCCUGAAGCUUUAACCUACCACACUGCAACACUCAAAACUGGUACUUACUCUGUGAUCGGUGUAGGAUAACAAGGAUACAGGAUGUUGAACCUGCCCUCUUGAGACAGGAUGGGGCGGAACCUACUUCCUUCCUGGUGGGAGAUACAGCUUACUACUGAGCCAGCCAUGAUGUAAUUACAACUAUAUGUGGCUGCUGCAAAAUCUUUUCCAGGGGCCGGCCAAGGCUAUGGCAUAAUGUUGGAGAGAGGGAGAGAGAUAGAAACACUCAAGUAAAGAGAGAGAGACAGACAGACAAAUGGCAAGAGAGACGCUAUAUUUAGCAACUCAGUGAGCUGUAGCACACAGGCACAUGGCAAAUAAGUUCCCGUUCAGACAACUUGUUGCUCCCAGGGAUCUGGAUGAAUGAAGCUUCCUGACCACACAUUACUGGUACUUGGGUGAGAAAACCCUUUUGGUACACUUGUUAACUCAACCAGAGAGACAGCUGCACAAGUGUUGGUGGUGGUCGGCCGGUCGCCAUGGCAACACAUCCGCAAGGCAUGCUGGGGCCGAGGAGAUUUGGCCCCAGUGUCAGCCUGACCAACAUAUUCAGAACCUGUGCCAAAGAUCCAUCUGAGACGGUAGCCUCCAGACUGAGGAACAUGGCGGACAUCUUUAUCCAGCACUUUGAGGAACCUCCUGAGAAGAGCGGCCUGGCCACAGAGACUGCAGUCCAGUACUGCCGGGAGGCAGAGGCUCUCUACUACAGUAUGUUGGAGGCCAUCAUUACUGAAGAGAGAAAGAGGCUGGUUGACAAGGAUCUGUCUGGCAUUCUGGGGCAUGACGUGUUCCAGCGUUCCCUAGUAGCCUGCUGUGUGGAGAUGGUUCUGUUCUCCCAUUAUUUCAGGGGUAGCUUCUGUCUGGUCAUCAAGAUCUUCGAGAUUGCACCCUACGACUUUUACAAGGUCAUAGAGCUGAUGCUGCGCUCCGAGGAGGCGUGGCCACCAGCUGUGCCCAGGCACCUGAAGUGGGUGGAGGAGCAGGUGUUGGAGGAACUGGCCUGGAGCAGACAGUCCCCUCUGUGGGACAGCAUCAGAGCUGUCCAGGGCGACCUGCCCACCUGCCUGGAGGUGACGCCCUCACAACACCUGGGCGAUAACACAAACGCCCCUAAUGUCCCCCAAAGGACCACAGGUGACAUUGUAACCCAUGGAGACCCAGGGAUCCCUCAAUCUUCUACUGGUCUCUGUGAUAUGUACAGCUCCCCCCCUGCUGGUUCAAUAAUGACCUCAGACCUCGCCACAUCGGUUAUAGAGCCACAGUCGUCCUCUGUCAUGGUUACGGGCCAGAUAGUGGUCACUAUGGCAGCAGCCACCGUCACUACGAACAAUGGACAAAGUAUCACCAUACCUGUCCAAGUGCAUCUAGGGGGGCUAUUUUUAAUGGGACAGCCCACUACCACACAGCAAGUGCCCAGUAGUACCAUGCAGUCGGCCCAGGCCCAGGGCCUUGACUCGGCCCCAGCCCCAGCCCCAGUCCCAGCUUUAGUCCCAAACACAACCAAACGUCAUGGAGUGGGCUCGCUGUCUCUGUUCCUCCGAAAGGUCUACCUCCUGACCAGCAGGCGCUUGCAGAACGUUUGUCCAAAGCUGAAUAUCUCAGACGAGCUGCGACUGAAGAUCUGGACGUGUUUAGAGCAUUCUCUGGUCCACUACUCUGAGCUAAUGAAAGAUCGCCACCUGAACGUUUUCCUCAUGUGCGCCAUCUUUAUCAUGGCCAAGGUCUCCAAAGAAGACAUUUCCUUCAAGCAUAUCAUGAACAUCUUCAAUGUGCCACAUGCCAGCAAGAAUACACCCAAAGGUGUUAUGACUAAAGGCACAAGCACUGGGACACAAAAGUAUUCCAACAAAGCCAGAGAUGAUUCCAAAUCCAGCUGUGCUGGGUCUGGGGUGUCCUCCAAACCAGAGCAGGGGGAGAGGAGGGCCCUCAUCCACUUCUACAACACCAUCUACAGCACACAUAUGUACAGUUUUGCUGUGCGCUACUCUCCAGAAGCACGGACCAGAGCAGGGGUUGAAACCCCUCCCUAUUCUCCAUUCCCCACCCUGCCAUUGAAAGGUCCUCACAGGCUCCGCCUCCAUCGCUCUUUCUACAUCUCACCCCUCUACGCUGACACCCCCCACUCCCCACCCAGCCACACCCGCAGGGCACUCUACUUUGUAAACAGGAGUUCCCCAGGGUGUCUGCAUGAGAUCAACAACAUGGUCAAGACCGCCACCAGGAGGCGUCCUAGAGCUGUAGAGGCUGGGGUGGAGGAGGAUGAAGAGGAUGGACGGCCCCCAAUGAGGAGGCCCCGGGGGGGGCCCUCAGCCUUGCAGAGACGCCUGGCAGAGCUGGCUGAUGAGCAGGCCCGGAGCAGAGCACAAAGCCAACAUGCCAUUCCACCAAGCAUUCCUCAUGUCUGAACCAGAGGACAUGCUAGUGAGCACUACUUACUGGAAUUUGGACCCAAACAUUACAAUAAAUACAAUAUAAUAUAUGCCGUUAACCUUUCGAGGCAAACUUUUAGCAAAAGGAAAUCGGCGUUAUACACUUUCCAGCACUCCAAAACAUUUUGGUGUUCAAGCAUUAUGAACAAACGAGGGGUUGGGUAUUCUUUGCCUGCGCAUGUCUCUGAACAUCAUCUUAAUUUGAAGUAUACGCUAAUGAAUCAGAUUCUGCAAUUCUGUCUUUUAACCGUACAACUGUUCCUCUGCUUUUAAUUGCACUUACAGACACUGUGAACUUUUGGUCCCACUUCCCUCAGGGAGAUAUGAACUGGCAUUGUUAGGAGCACUUUGUUCUGUUUCCUGAGUGGCGGUGCAGGUUGAGAAGAUAGUAGCCACUAUAGUGUUAAUCGUGCUUUUUCAAUUAUUGUGUUUUCCGCUUUAGAACUGUUCCAGUGUAUUUGCACUAAAUCAAGACAUUUUUACUAUAACUUUGACUUUCAUCUUGCUGUAUUUACGUUUGAAUGAUGUGCCUGUUUUUCUUAAUGGAAAACCUGAUCUUUUGUAGAAUUCUGUAUUACCCAAUCGAAUAGAACAUUUUACAGUCGUAGAAUAAAAAUGCUGGCACUUGAACUCUGUCAGCUGGUGUAUACAGUA
Molecule: messenger RNA, 3491 nt
Organism: Hypomesus transpacificus
Lineage: Eukaryota; Metazoa; Chordata; Actinopteri; Osmeriformes; Osmeridae
Product: retinoblastoma-like protein 2
Exons: 17
Coding region: 888-2813 (641 amino acids)
Biological process (GO): cell differentiation; regulation of transcription by RNA polymerase II; negative regulation of G1/S transition of mitotic cell cycle
Cellular component (GO): transcription regulator complex; chromatin; nucleus
Molecular function (GO): RNA polymerase II transcription regulatory region sequence-specific DNA binding
Source: RefSeq, a predicted model, not a curated record